This is a messenger RNA of Nymphaea colorata (pocket water lily), 657 nucleotides long. Its product is annotated as pathogenesis-related leaf protein 4-like. Gene Ontology annotation, cellular component: extracellular region. Lineage: Eukaryota; Viridiplantae; Streptophyta; Magnoliopsida; Nymphaeales; Nymphaeaceae. The coding region runs from base 73 to 564 and encodes 163 amino acids. The transcript has a single exon. The record is from RefSeq and is a predicted model, not a curated record.
ACUUGCUUCCUAGAGGUGUUCUUUUCAGACCACUCUCUCUUUUCUUUUGCUUUCUUCUUGUGAUCAGCCAAAAUGGAGCAUUCCCCUGGCGUCCUUGUUUGGUUUAGCUUACUGCUGGGCCUUGGAAUGCUAAUCCAUGGCGCUCACGCCCAAAACUCUCCCCAAGACUUCCUUGCUGCUCACAACGCAGCUCGCGCAGAAGUUGGUGUUGGUCCUAUGGCAUGGGACGACACCGUUGCAGCCUACGCCCAGAACUAUGCCAACCAAAGGAUCGGUGACUGCAACCUGGUACCCUCCGACAAGUAUGGGCAGAACAUCUUCAAGGCAGGUGGGCAAGACUACACUGCAGUUGAUGCCGUGAAAGCGUGGGUGUCUGAAAAGAGUGACUACGACUACAACACCAACACCUGUGCCAAUGGAAAAAUGUGCCUGAACUACACUCAGGUGGUGUGGCGCAACUCGGUGCGGCUGGGUUGCGCCAGGGUCAAGUGCAACAGUGGUGAAAUCUUCAUCACCUGCAACUACGACCCUGCUGGUAACGUUGUAGGGGAGCGUCCCUACUAGAUAUAUAUGGGGCGUGCCAAAUUAACAUUUGGCUUAGCCUUAGUUUACUUUGAGUUUUAAUAAUCAGAGCAGCAGCUCGUCUACCUAUAAUAA